Molecule: messenger RNA, 5148 nt
Organism: Oxyura jamaicensis (ruddy duck)
Lineage: Eukaryota; Metazoa; Chordata; Aves; Anseriformes; Anatidae
Gene: PRKX
Product: protein kinase X-linked
Exons: 9
Coding region: 259-1350 (363 amino acids)
Biological process (GO): protein phosphorylation
Molecular function (GO): protein serine/threonine kinase activity; ATP binding
Source: RefSeq, a predicted model, not a curated record
CCGCCCGCAGCACGGCUCGGCUCGGCACGGCUCAGCACGGCCCGGGCUCUCCCUGCCUCGCCAUUGUGUGCCCGCCCGGCGGCUCGCCGCGGGGCCGCGAUGCUCCAGGGCUCCGCGCCCCCUCCCAGGCGGCAGCGGGCUGCAGCGCCGGCGGGGAGCGGCCGCGCCGCCUGCUAAGGGCUGAAACUUCGCCUCGCUCCCGCCCGGCUCGGAUCGGCCCGGCCCAGCCCGGCUCCCUCCAUGCGCUGAGCGAGCCCCAUGGACGCCUUCAGCGCCGCCAAGGCCAAAAUGGGGGCGAAGAGCGGCGGCGAGGCGGCCGCGGCGGUGGGGCUGGCCGCGCCUCAGCCCGCCGCCCCGGCCCCCGGCCCCGCCGGCCCCGGCUCGCCCUGCGAGCCCGCCGCCUACAAGCUGGAGGACCUGGAGACCCUGGCCACCGUGGGCACAGGUACAUUUGGGCGUGUUCAUCUUGUGAAGGAAAAAAUGGCCAAACGUUACUUUGCACUGAAAGUAAUGAGCAUUCCAGAUGUCAUUCGACUGAAGCAAGAACAACAUGUGCACAAUGAAAAGUCAGUCUUGAAAGAGGUCAAUCACCCAUUUUUGAUCAGAUUAUUCUGGACCUACCAUGAUGAGCGUUUUUUAUACAUGUUAAUGGAAUAUGUGCCAGGGGGAGAACUUUUUAGUUACCUGCGCAACAUGGGGCGUUUCAACAACAGUACAGGACUGUUUUAUUCUACAGAAAUUAUUUGUGCAAUAGAAUACCUGCACUCCAAAGAAAUAGUUUACAGAGACUUAAAACCUGAAAAUAUAUUACUAGACAAAGAAGGACAUAUCAAGCUUACUGAUUUUGGAUUUGCUAAAAAACUGGUGGAUAGGACAUGGACACUUUGUGGCACUCCUGAGUAUCUUGCACCAGAAGUCAUCCAAAGCAAAGGUCAUGGAAGAGCUGUGGAUUGGUGGGCCCUGGGAAUUCUUAUAUUUGAGAUGUUGUCAGGGUUUCCUCCAUUUUUUGAUGACAAUCCAUUUGGUAUAUAUCAGAAGAUUCUUGCUGGCAAAAUAGAUUUCCCAAGGCAUUUGGAUUUAUAUGUAAAAGACCUUAUUAAGAAGUUGCUUGUGGUUGACAGGACAAGACGGUUAGGAAAUAUGAAGAAUGGAGCAGAUGAUGUGAAGAGACAUCGAUGGUUCAGGUCUAUAGACUGGGAUGCUGUACCUCAAAGGAGACUAAAGCCUCCUAUAGUGCCGAAAGUAUCGAAUGAUGGAGAUACUUCCAAUUUUGAAGCUUAUCCUGAAGAUGACUGGAAUAAAAUGCCUCCAGUACCCCCUAAAGAUCUAGAAAUUUUCAAGAACUUCUGAAUGCAACAUAUGCACUGGACGAGAAACUGGAAGGAAACUGAAGCGAAGAGUAAGUCUGAAGAAAAAUGGAUUUCAUAUUUCAAUGAAGACCACCUUUGUGAAUGAGAAUGAUACUGCAUUCAGAUAUCAAUAUGAGAAUAUCUUAAAUAUCUAAGUAAUUGGAGGCAGGCAAGAAUAAUUUUUAGCUGUAAACAUUUGGCAUUAGUUUAGUAAACUGUAAUAUUGAUAGUCUACUCUGAAGUAGACUGACUAAAAUGGUAUAUUAGGAUUUUUUUUAAGUUAUGCUUUAGUUAAGUUUCCUGCUAUUCCCAGAUCCUUUUUGCAUAGUUAACUCAUAGAUUUAAUUUUAUAAGUUUAUAAUAAACUUGUGUAAUUAAAAGCACAAAUUAGUGUAUAUGUAUAUAAUGAAUACAAUACAACUAAAGCACAGGAACUGUGCAAAGAUGUAAAUUUUUGUAUUUUGCAGAGUCUAUGAUUUUUAUUUUUCAAAUAAUGUUUUUCAAGAAGUUCUCUAGGGAUAAAAAUCUUAAAAGGAAAAAUGAGUUUUUCAUCAUCUUAUAUACAUUUUAUAAUUCUUUGUAAAAAAAUAAAAUAAAAAUAAUUAAGUUUUAAAUAAGAUUUGUACCUAAAAAUUCCAAUGCCUCACACUUUCAACCACAGUACUUGAAAGCAGAAAGACAAGGGUAUGUUUUAUUGUUGAUUAAGAUACAUCUUAAUGGCUAAUCAAUGAAGUUGUGUUACAGAGAUGUCUCUAUAAACCAGGAUAUUGAGUGACAGUAGACUGUCUGAAAAGUAAUUCCUCACGUCAGCUAUCUGUAAACAUGCAAUUCAGUGCAUAUUCAUAAAAGGGCUCUCACUGGCUUUUAAAGGGGUUGUGUUCUCUCAAGCUUGCUAUCUUCUUCACAUGUAAAGCAUGAGCCAUAACAGACCUUUUCCAUUAUUGACAUGCUUGUUGAAUGCUUGGCACUUCCGAAUAUCAGAGGGAAUACUAAAUAUAUAUUAGAGCCUGAAUUUUCUGCUUCUGCUUUUGGAAAUCUCCUAAAGUCUCCACUGCCAGGAAUUCCAUAUGUACAGAGUUCAAGCCUUAGCCAUAAGGAAUCUUUUUUUUUAUACUUUACUAACAGCUUUCUAGCAGAUUAAAUACACUGUAUUUAGGAAGUAUUUGCAGUACUGCUUCAUUUUAAGUAGCACCAAGUAACAGUAUGUGCAUCUGUAUGUAUCUAUGUAUAUGAAUACACAUAAACAUGAAGGUAAAUUGUAUACAAUUCAAGAUUUUUCAUAUUUCAUAUCAUGAUUCUUGUUUUAAUGCAGGGGAAUUGAAGUGAUUUGAUUUCAAAAAGUAAAUACAUUAGAUGUUGUAUUUUUAUCUGACUUUUAGGAAAGCUGCAAUGCUUAGAUCUUCCUUUUUUUUUUUCUCCCAAAAACUCAUCAGCUCACUGGAGUUUUACAACUGUGACUAAGAGUUCUACAUAAAACUACUUAAUUAGAUGACACAGACAGUUUCUCCUAUAAACAGUUUUCUGUAUUUAUCCAAAAUGCCGUAAGAAAUGUGAGGCCAAAGAUUAAUUUUUCUGAGCUAAAUUCUGAAUGCUCGUAAGGAAGUCAUUUUACUAAUAGCUGAUAAAAUUAAUGUGUUUAUAACUUUACAACAGAUAUGCAGCUGGGGUCUCCUGAUGGAAAAGUUAUCUCCAUUUUAUUUCGUUUAAGAAAGUCUUUCUCUAAACAGUGCAGAGGAUUAGUAAAAUAGUAGAUGUACUUUGAGAGCUUGCAACUUCUAGCUUAUUAGAUCUAUUUCUUGAUCAAAUUUAACCUUUAAAGAGACUGUAUAACUGGCAAAAAUGUACAAUAUGUAACAAAAUUGUGCUGCUUCAAAGCAAUAGCUCCGGAAUAUUACAGUGUCAUCUUGAUGUUAUGAAGUGUUGCAAGUUGAUGGCCUCAGCUGAUGAUCAGUGAAAGCUGUGUAGUUAUAUAUAAUAAAAUACAGGAAAAUCCAUAGAAAACUAUACUUUAACAUGGUAAAAUUACCUUGUUCUCCCGAGAAAUGAAUCUGGUCUACUUUACUUGUAUCUCUGGAGUUAGUUAUUCCAAAACAGUUGGAGGAACCGAAGUAUGUAAAAACAGCUUACAUUGUCUAAGAGAAGAAAGCACAUUUUUUAAGUGUAAGCUUUCAAUAUUUUAUGGAAUACAAAAAGCUACAAAAGCAGCUUUUUAUUUAAAACUGUAUGUACUGCAACAACCAAGUGUCCUAAAUUUGAGGGUUUUUUGUUUGUUUUUGUUUUGUUUUCAAAUUUAAAACUGCACUGAGUUUAGGUCUUCAAAGCUGAAGAAAUGAAGUUGCAUUUGAUUAAUGUGCUAUAUUGGUGGUGAGAAAUUUUGAGUGUUUGAACAACAGGAAAUAGAUUUUCUUUCUGCAACUUUUAUCCAUUGCUGGCAGUGGAUGCACUCACUAUGAUAGAGACUAAAGAAUCAAGUAAAAUCUUCUUAAUAAUGCUAAUCAGUUAACUUCACGUUAUUUUCAGAGCCAUGUGUACAUAUGCCUAACUAAUGACUUCGUCAACAUGCUUUCUAGUACAAAACUACUUUCAAUUUUUUUAAUUAAAAUAAUAAGAAACCUUGUUUUUGAAAUGUUAUCUUAAAUGAUCGGUUUUCUCUACAAUCUUAAAAUUAAUGAGCUGUUAUUACCUUCCCAUUUUAUUUAUUUGCACAAGUGAGUUUGUUUUAUUUUUAAGCCUUUGCUUGGGACUUCAUGGACCACUAACAUAGUUCUGUCUGAGAGCUCAAGUAGAAGUUCCUAAAUACAUACUGCACUAAGGACUCUGGUUUUUAUUUUUUUAAGCGAGCUAGAACACUUAUUUUCCACUCAAGUUUCUGUUCCCUGAACUUCAUUUUAUUAUGUUUGCUUCUGUUAACAUGUGUUUUUGCAUAUAGACUUUUGCAUAAGGACUUCUUUUUUGCAAGAGCCCAUAGGCCUUUCAUAUUCUGCUUUGGUGAACAAGAAUGUUAAACAUUUAAAAAGCAAUCUUUAUUUUUGAGUUUUUUAUAUAAAUAUAUUUUUAAUUGCCCAAUUUGAGGUUUUAAGUGAUAAAUGUGCAUUGUAAACUUAAUUGCCUUGUAACCAAAUGAUGAAAAUGCUUCAUGAUUUAAAUGGAGAAUACGCUGUAGAUUUUCCUGUGUAUUAGCUUGAUCAAUGAAUAUGUGUGCUACUGAGCUUUAACUAAUGUGAUCUUCCACUGUAGAAAAUUCAUUGUUAAUUGAUCAAAAUAUAGGUAUUGAACUAUGUUUAAAUGGAUCAACAGGGAUUUUGCAGGUUUGAUAGCAAUUAAGAUAUGGCUGUUCCUCAGCCCAUCUGCUUACCAUUCAGAAGAGGUGUGAUGCAGUGCUUCCUAUGCUAUAGAGUUAUUUUUCAGCUUUCAAUGACUGUAGCAUGAUUUCUUUUUGUACUGUACUGUGUACAGACUUCCCAUGUUUUGCACUUUUCUAUGGCAAACCUGACUGCUUUAUAAAUACACUGUUGUGGUAGUAAGUAGUGGUAAUGGUAGCAGGCAUUUGUGUACUACAUAACUAGUUUGAAACGCUAGACUUGCGAGGUUAACUUGGACUAAUGUUGUAUGUUGCUGGUUGCUUGUUGUAGCUCACAUGUAUAAGUACUGUUCAAAGUUAUAAAGUCAGCCCUCAUUGCACAAUGAAAAUCACUGUGAUCUGUACAUAAACCCUAGUAAAAUUUUAUUGCUGUUUAAUUUAUGUAAUAUCUGUCAAAUCUGGAUUCAUUUAAUAAACCUUUAUAACUUUUUAAAUGUU